AUGACAGAACAGAUUUCAACGGAUGACAAGUCUCCUUCAGUGGCGGUUAUUGGGCUAGGGGCCCUAGGACUGGUUGCCAUGAAGAAUUUACUAGAAGUAGGCUUUGAUGUCGUGGGCUUCGACAAACACCCGUAUGUUGGAGGUUUAUGGAACUACAAUGAGAACAAGGACGCGAUUUCCGUGCUGCCCAGCACUGUGGCAAAUGGAUCGAAACAUAGGGGGUGUUUUACGGAUUUUCCGUUUCCAGAUGGUACGUUUGACAAGGAGCCUGUUUAUGUGGCAGACUACGCAAUUACGGACGUUAAUUAUGCGACAGAGACACCGGAUUUCCCGCCAGCGGCAGAGAUGCAUCGCUAUCUUGUGUCGUAUGCUGAGCACUUUGGUAUUCUACCGCGAGCACGUCUAAGCACGACCGUGCAUCGUGCCGAGUGGAAUCCAGAUAUGGCCCUGUGGGAGAUUGAGACGUCCACUGAGACAGAGCCGAAGACCGUUCAGUACUUCGACAAGGUUGUCUACUCGAUGGGACCGGACCAGACCCCUAACAUCCCCUCUGUUCCGGGAUUUGAACUGUUUGGAGGCGAGGCAGUGCACUCUAUCGGGUUCAAAAGACCGGACGACUGGACCGGCAAACGAGUACUUGUUGUCGGCUUUGGAAAUACCGCGGCGGACGUGGCAUGUGAGCUCGCAGGGACGGCAGAGAAGGUUUAUUUGUCCCAUCGAAAUGGAAGCAUUGUACUCCCCCGAUGGGUGGACAACAAGCCCGUGGACCACAUCCGGACCUAUCGCAAAGGAGUUUUCCUCGAGCAACUGUCUCGCUACGCACCGGGUAUCUGGACCAAGCUCAUGAACAAGGUAAUCCUUGGUCUCCGGGACCGGCUCUACGAUCUAAAUCCAGAAUGGGGAUUUGAUCCAGCGCCGUCGGUGAACCAGGCGCGUCCCAUCAUCAGCGAUUACUUGGUCGAUUAUCUGUCCCGUGAACAGAUCACCUCCAAGCCACCCAUCCAACAAAUCCUCGAUUCCCAACGAGUCGAGUUCACCGACGGAACGAUUGCCGAUGUGGACGCCAUUAUCUGGUGCACCGGGUACACGGUCGACUACUCGAUCUUGGGGAAGAGCGAUCCCACAAUCUACCGGGGCUCCGAUAUCCGCAGUGCGAACGGACGGAAGAUUCCGCGGUUAUAUCAAAAUCUGCUUUCACUCGAGCAUCCAGAUUCGUUGGCUUUUAUGGGUAAUCUGUCAUUUAUGAACCCGGCCUUUCUCAUGUUCGAUCUGGCCACAAUGGCACUAGGACAGGUUUGGUCGGGGCGUUCGCCUCUUCCGCCACGCGAGGAGAUGAUCAAGGCCGUCGACAAGCAACAUCAGUGGCUCGCUGACCUGGCCACUAAAGGAGCUGUGACGCCGGGUCUCGUCAAGGGGGCGGACUGGCUGGAUUGGGUCGAGGAGACUGCGGGACUGGGCAUGAAGGAGAACCUUGGGUAUGGGAUUCAAGGGUGGUAUUUCUGGCUGUCAAAUCGUCCGCUCUGUAACUUGCUCAUGGAUGGUCUGCUCUUGCCUUUCCAUUACCGGUUGUUUGAGGGGAAACGCAAGCAAUGGGAGGGCGCCGAGAAGGCUAUCUUGAAAGUCAACGAGGAAUUGCGCCUCAAGAACAAGACCAAGAAGUGGCAGUAG
Molecule: messenger RNA, 1668 nt
Organism: Penicillium canescens
Lineage: Eukaryota; Fungi; Ascomycota; Eurotiomycetes; Eurotiales; Aspergillaceae
Product: flavin-containing monooxygenase
Exons: 6
Coding region: 1-1668 (555 amino acids)
Molecular function (GO): NADP binding; flavin adenine dinucleotide binding; N,N-dimethylaniline monooxygenase activity
Source: RefSeq, a predicted model, not a curated record